This is a messenger RNA of Tachyglossus aculeatus (Australian echidna), 9042 nucleotides long. RefSeq names its product matrix remodeling associated 5 (gene MXRA5). The transcript has 7 exons. The record is from RefSeq and is a predicted model, not a curated record. Lineage: Eukaryota; Metazoa; Chordata; Mammalia; Monotremata; Tachyglossidae. Bases 65 to 8791 code for a protein of 2908 amino acids. Gene Ontology annotation, molecular function: protein binding.
CGAUGGUCGGGGGCCGGCCCGGGACCGGCUGCUGCGGGAACGACAACGGUGGAGCCCGGCCGUGAUGAAAUCUGCCAAGAUGCAGAAGAGGGCCGAUUGGUGGGUCCUGUCGUCGGUGCUGAUAAUCUAUCUGGGACACCCUCAGGAGACGCGAGCGUGUCCUCACCAGUGCACCUGCUACAUCCCUACUGAAGUUCACUGCACGUUUCGAUCUUUAGCCUCGGUGCCGGCGACGAUCUCCAAGCACGUGGAAAGAAUCAACUUGGGGUUUAAUAGCAUCCAGUCCAUCUCAGAGAACUCCUUUGCCGGCCUCACUAAAUUGGAGCUUCUCAUGAUCCACGGGAAUAACAUCCCGAGCAUACCGAACGGGGCCUUAAAAGAUCUAAUCUCCCUCCAGGUCUUCAAGUUCAGCUACAACCAGCUCCAAGUUAUCACGGGGGAGACGUUUCGGGGGCUCGCCAGCCUGAUGAGGCUGCACCUUGACCACAACAAGAUUGAAUUCAUCCACCCGCGGGCCUUCGGCGGCUUGACGUCUCUGCGGCUGCUGCACCUGGAGGGGAACCGGCUCCGGCAGCUGCACCCCGGCACCUUCUCCACGUUUUCCCUCCUGGGCCAUUUCCGACUCUCGACCGUCCGGCACCUGUACCUCUCGGACAACGCCAUCCGGACGCUGCCCGCGGGGCUGUUCUACGGCAUGCCCCUCCUGGAGAACGUGUACCUCCACGGCAACCCGUGGGCCUGCGACUGCCGCCUUAAGUGGCUCCUCCAGUGGGACGCGGCCUUCGGAGGGGUUUUGAAAUGCAAAAAGGACAAAGCCUAUGAGGGAGGCCAGCUCUGCUCCCUAUGUUCCAGUCCCAAGCAGCUGCACAAACAGGAGAUUCAAACUUUGAAAGACCUCACGUGCGUUAAGCCUCUCAUACAAUCCCCCCUGAAGCUGAACAGCAGCAGCAGCAGCAGCAGGGAACAGGAGGAGGAGGAGGAGGAAGAGGAGGAGGAGGAGGGAGAGGAGGAGGAGGACGACGGCAACAGUUGGCUCUCUGCGGACGCGUUUCAGUCCUCUCCGUGGAACGUCACCCUCAAUAUGACGGAUGAACACGGGAAUAAGGCGGACCUGACCUGUGCUAUCAAAAAGCCGGUGAACCUGUCCCAAGUCCACUGGAACCAGAGCGAUCCGUAUGAAAUCGACAUCAACGCGACCAUCGCCCUGGAUUUCGAAUGCCCGAUGAACAGGGAAAACUAUGAGAAGCUGUGGAAGCUCAUCGCGUAUUACAGCGAGGUCCCGGUCAAACUGCGACAAGAGCAGACGCUCGGCCAAAACCCCUCCAGCGGCUACCGCUACCGGCAAGACGCGGAUCACGAUGCCCUCUACUACACGGGGGUCAGAGCUCGCGUGGUCGCCAGGCCCGACUGGGUGAUGCAACCGUCCGUUGACCUGCGGUUCAACCGGCUCCGGAGCAUGGCGGAGAAGGUUCUGCUCUCCUUCUCCACCCGGUUUUCCCAGAUCGUCUCCACCAAAGACGUCGGCGGGCGGGGCAGCGGGAGCUGGGUGAUGAUCGAGCAAGACGAAAGCGCGGCUGGAGCUCGGGCGGUGCUGGCGGGCUCCGAAUUCGAGCUGAGGUGCCACGUGAGGGCUUCCGAGAGCCCGGAGAUCCUCUGGGUCCUUCCAGACGGCUCCGCCUGGAGAGCCCCGUCCGAAGGUCGGGACGGCAGGUUUUCGGUCCGCGAAGAUGGUCGUCUCGUCCUGAGAGCCGCGGGCUACCCGGAUUCCGGCCCGUACCGGUGCGUGGCCCGCGUAAGGGACGAGACCGACAGCGUGGCCUAUCGGGUCUCCGUCCAGCCUCCGGAGGUCGGGCCGGGAGGCGGCGAGGUGUUCGCCAUUGAAAAACGCGCCGGGGAGCCCAUCACGCUGCCCUGUGGAGCUCUGGCCAUCCCCGAAGCCCAGCUCAGCUGGAUCCUCCCCAGCAAAGAGGUGCUCAGUGACUCCUCCAACUCCUCGCGUGGCUUCCUUUUGGGAAACGGAACUCUACUCAUCCCCAGCGGCCAAGUCACCGAUACCGGGUACUACCGAUGCGUGGCCGUCAAUCGGCAGGGGAUGGACCGUUUCACGGUGAAGGUGACGGUGAGGAGGAAAGGACGCCACAGGCCGGCCAACGGAGGCAAACCGAAGAAGCAUUCGGGUCCCCAGACGUCCCCCCGGACGAGGGCGGACGUUAUCGACGACGAGGGGGGGUCCGGGGCCGGAGACGGGGGGGAUCCGUCCGAGGGACCCUCGGAUCGAGAGGCCCCGGGGGGGGCCGCUGCGCGGAGAAACGAUGACGAGCCGGGGUCGCCGGCGAAGAAGAACCAGAAAGGUCGGAGGAAGAUGAAAUUCUGGAAGGGCGUGGAAAGAGCCCCAGAGAGCAACGUGGCAGAGGGCAGAAGGGGGUUUGAAUCUCGGCGAAGGAUCAAUAUGGCGAACAAGCAAAUCAAUCCGCAGCACUGGGCCGACAUUUUGGCUAAGGUGCGUGGGCGGAACCUUCCUAGGGGCACCGGAGGACCCCUCGUCUCCUCCCCGGUCCCGACGACGACAGCGCCGACGGCGAGACAGAAAGUCACGCCGCCCCUUCCCGUGCCGAGCCCCCCAGUGAAACCUGACGCAGGGAUGACCCCGCCGCCGGAGGAGGCCUCCUCAGACGCCUCCUUCCUCGGCGAAGAUGAGCUGGUCUCCCCCGUAGGUCCUCUGGCCGAGAGCGAAGAUGAUCAAAGACGCUUCCGAACCCCCGGAUCCGAACUGAAGCCCAUCAGCCCGGAAACGCACGAGCCCGUCCGUUUCCCGUUUCCGGGAGAGUCCGAGGGCGCCUACGCUACGGAUGCUCCUUCUCUCAGGACAGAACCUAUGGGGACGACUCCUCCCACAUCCGGAGCAUGCCACACGGCAACCUCCCCCCGCGGGCCAUACGCUGAGGAAGCGAGGACGGGGAGCUCCUCCGCGGGAGACGACGGAGGUCGGGCAAGCCCGGCUCUUCCUGAAGAGCUGCCGUUGGAUUCCAGUGGCCUGGCAGAGACCGAGACUUUCACGUACUUCAACCCUGCAGCCGCGACUGAUUCCCGGCCUGACGGAGGGGCCGGCGCCCAUUCUGGCACCUCGCCUUUCCCUCCAGCCGACCUCGUUCCGGUCGGCAAUGACGACUUCAGGACUCCUCACCCCAGUUGGGUUUUCUCUUCAGCUCCGCCAUUUGAAGACUCGGUCCCCGGAGAGGACCGCGUCUCAGGGUCUCCAAACCCGCAGAUCCCCCCAUACCGCCUCAAAAUUACUGAAAGUUGGGUCACCUCUCCCCCCCAUCUGUCAGUUGACCAGAACACGGACGGGGGGCUUCCGAUGGGAUGGGAGGACGGGACCUCAGAAACAGAAUCCUCGAGCGGGAAAAGGAGGCACGAUUUGGAAGCCGUCACCGUAACGGGGUUUCCGCUCCGCCCGACAAAUGCAAAUCCCGUCGCUUCCCUGAAAGGUCCCGACUCAAUCCCGCCUACCGUCUCGAAGGACGGACGGAGCACUCCGGAGCCGACGGCGAUGCCCGACGGGGAGUUGACGACGCCUAGCUCUUCAGUUACCCAGCAUCUGCGAAGGAGGCCCCACGGGAGGAGACGGUUGAGACCCAACAGGCUUCGUCAGGGGCGAAAACGUGUCCGGCCCACAGCCUUGGCCCCGGCAGUUACGGCUUCUAGUCCGACGUGGUCGACGAUUCUCAAAGGGGUAGCUAAUGCGCCCACUUCGGCUUCUGUGUUCUGGGACAGAACCAGCGUUCCAGAUAUGUUGGCCAAGGGUGGAGAUUUAGCAGCAGCAGUGACCAAAUCAGCUUCCCGUAGGAGGGGAAAGAAAAGGCCAUCCAAAAAUAAAGGGGCAAGAACUACUUUGCUACCGAGGACUUUUGAAACUCGGCCAAGUGCUCCAGCCGAAACUACACCUGGACCUCUGUCUACUAGCCCCGCUGCCGUGCUGCCAUCUCCCGUCACGGUUCCUCUCCAAGCUGUGGACCCGCCUGAGGGAAUGAAUCGUAAAGGACGGCCAACCGCUACCUCAGAACGCCUUCCAUCCCAAGAGCCUAGCUGGGAAACACCGUUUAGUGUUUCGGAAGAAGAGGAGGUGAAGAGGCCCGAUGCGACCGCCGACGUCGACGACUUCCAAACGGCCACUUUGGUCCCCGGUAUAUUUUUUGACAGCGUCGGGACGCCUUCCAGCUCUGAGAAUUUGCCAGUUUCCGAGUCUGAGGAGGAAUCCCUUCCAGGUUCUCCGACUCCAACCAGCUGGGCCUCGCCGUCAUCAAUGUCAUCACCACCGAUAUCUUCAUCAUCAUCAUCGGCAGCAUCUGCACCAUUAUCAUCGUCAACAUCCGUUACGCCACAGGUGACUCCAUCGAUUUCCUCCUCAGUCCUGCUUUCUGGUGUGCCAGUGGGCGACUCUGGGAAAAUGGCUAAAGAAACGCCAGUUUUCCGAGUAUUACCUCCAACCGAUUUGCCUACUAAAGCUGACCCAACACCCACCGCCUCUGAACCAUCUCGGCGCAAUGAAAGGCCCACCGUAUUCACUCCCUACGGCAACACACGACAUCAAUCUACGGGGAAGGUGACGACCGAUGCACCGGAGGUUUCUUCGAGACAAGAUUUCAAGAAAACCACAUUGGCCGCAGAGGACGAACGGAAUAGAUCCUCUCAGGAUUUUCACGGCCCUCCUACCUCUACGCACGCAAAGCUUGAAAAGUCAGUACCUCCAAUCUCACCCACCGUCGUAAAGCCUUUCGCUAAGCCCGUCACGACCCCAUCGAUGGUUUUUUCAAGUACCGUGAGCUCCUCUACUCGGCCGGCGACGAAGGAGUCCAAAGAAAAUACUAUAUUUAACCACGUUGGGACCCCAGAAAACGAAAACUCUGAAGCCGACGGCGAGGAGGCCACGUUUGUUUUGAAGCCAAAUGGAGCUCCCACUUCUUCUUCCAACCAGAACGUAAUUAACGUCCCUCCCAAACAAGAACGGUUUCAGGAGGUUCCCGGGAAGGGGUCGAACAACAGCUUAUCGCGGGCUCCAAAUUCUCACCCUCACCUCGGAGUCGUUCCCUUCUUCCAUCAGCGCCCGGCUUUGCCUCCUCCGAAAUCCAUCCCAUCAAGGGUCGCCACCACGUCACCUUCCCCGACCGCACGAGGUUCAUUCCUCCAUCGCGUUACUUCCCAGCCUCCUCUUCGCUUUACCAACAAACCCAGCAUAACGGCAUACCUGUCCCGGGCUGGAGCGGAGGGAAAAACGCCCAUUCCUCCGACAAUAACUAUUACUACUACUACCACUUCUGCUACUACUACUACGGCGCUUCCGACAUCCAGGCCCAAACCGGUCUUUCCCAGUCGAUUUGGUCAUCCGGGGCAGAACCGUUUCCACGGCAACCCAAACGCUUUGGCCAACAACCACCUUCCCGAUCCCACGGAGUCAGCCAGAAGGAUGCCCAGCGCGGGAAUCCCCUAUUACGCCGGGGGCCGUUUCCCUUUCUUGUUUAAUCAAAACAGGACCUUCGCCCGACCUGGGGUCCCCUCCAAACCCCAGGCCCCCACCAUCCUCCCCCUAGUGAAUAAAAGGGAGAGGAAGGUGACGCCAGGACCCUUCCACCGAAAGGCCACUCAGCAGACCCUACCCGAGGUCCCGAGCGGACCCCCGCCCCCGACGACCCCACCGCCGACUCCCACCCCCUCGCCCGCAUCCGGUCUGAAGACCGCUUCUCCGACUUACCGUUUCCCAAACCUCAUCCCCCAGACGACGCCCACCGUCCCCUCAUCCAGGCGCGGCCACUCCGGGAAUUUUAAACUCCCAUUUGGGCCCAGUACCUUCGGCGGAGGUCAACCUGCAAGUAAUUUCUGGCCCCUUGGAGAGAAGCCCCACAUCAUAACCAAAUCUGCUCCGACGUUAUCCGUCCUGGCGGAGACGGAUGUGGUUCUCCCGUGUGAGGCGACGGGAGAACCCAAGCCUUUCGUCACGUGGACCCAGAUUUCCACAGGAGCCCUGAUGACCCCCAACACGAAGACCCACCGCUUCGAAGUCUUGAAAAACGGCACCUUCGUCAUCCGAAAGGCUCAGCCCCAGGACGGCGGGCGCUACCUGUGCACGGCGAGCAACCUGCACGGGCUGGACAAGAUGGCAGUGGCGCUGUCGGUCGGCGCCCGGCCGCCCAAGGUGACCGCCGCCCACUCCCGGGACGUCACGGUCUACCUGGGGGACACCAUCAACAUGGAGUGCCUGGCCGACGGGGUCCCCCCGCCGCACAUCUCCUGGAUCUUCCCUGACCGGAAGGUCUGGCAGACGGUUUCCGCGGCCGAGGCGCGGAUCACGCUCCACCAGAACCGGACCCUGUCCAUCAAGGAGGCCGCCUUCUCCGACCGGGGAGUGUACAAGUGCGUGGCGGGCAACGCGGCCGGGACGGACAGCCUGGCCGUCCGCCUGCACGUGGCCGCCCUGCCUCCCAUCAUCCAGCAGGAGAAGCGGGAGAACAUCUCCCUGCCCCCCGGGUUCGGCGUCAACAUCCACUGCUCGGCCAAGGCCGCCCCUCCCGCCGCCGUCCGCUGGCGGCUCCUCGACGGGACCCAGAUCCGGCCUUCCCAGUUCGCCAACGGGAACGUGUUCGUCUUCCCCAACGGGACUCUCUACCUGCGCCACGUGGCCCCCGAGGACAGCGGGACCUACGAGUGCCUGGCGGCCAACUCCGUGGGGGUCGCCCGGAGGACCGUCCGCCUCUCGGUCCGCCGGGGCGGGGCCGGGGCCAAGAUCACCCGGACCUCCCCCCGCCAGACGGACGUCACGUACGGGGGCACCCUGCGCCUCGACUGUUCCGCUGCGGGGGACCCCCUGCCGAGGAUCUCGUGGCGGCUGCCUUCCAAGAGGACCGUCGGCUCGCUCUUCAGUUUCGAGACCAGAAGCAGGGUGCUGGCGAACGGCAGCCUCCUGGUGCAGUCGGUCACGGACGGAGACGCGGGCGACUACCUGUGCGUCGCCCGCAACCAGCUCGGGGACGACUCGGCGGCGCUGAGGGUCGACGUGGCCAUGAGGCCGGCCAAGAUCGAACGCGGGGCCGAGCCCGACCGCAGGGUCGCGUUCGGGGGGGCCCUGACGGUGGACUGCGUGGCCUCCGGCCUGCCGGACCCCGACAUCUCCUGGAGCCUGCCGGACGGCAGCACGGUCAGCGCCCUGAUGCAGUCGGACGACGGCGGCGGCGGGGCCAGGCGCUACGAGCUCUUCCACAACGGGACCCUCUACUUUCACGACGUGGGCCUGGGGGAGCAGGGCGACUACACCUGCCUGGCGGAGAACCCCGUGGGGCGAGACGAGAUGCGGGUCCGGGUGCGGGUUCUGGCCCAGCCGGCCGCCAUCAGGAACAAGGGCGACUCGGUGGCGGACGUGCUGUACGGGGAGGCCGUGAGCGUGGCCUGCGAGUCCCGAGGGGAGCCCGCCCCGACGGUCACCUGGCUGUCCCCGGCCAACCUGCCCAUCCCGCCGGCCUCGGCCAAGUACCGGGUGUCCCGGGACGGCACCCUGCUCAUCCGGGAGGCCCGGCGCUCCGACGGCGGGAACUACACCUGCGUGGUGCGCAACGGGGCCGGCGAGGACCGCAAGGUGGUCCGGGUGCGCGUCAGCGUCCGGCGGCCCCGCAUCAACGGCAGCCCCGCCGCCGUGACCGCCGUCCGCGAGCUCGCCGCCCGGGGGGGCCGCAAGCUGAUCGACUGCCGGGCCGAGGGGGUCCCGCCCCCCCGCGUCCUGUGGGCCUUCCCCCAGGGGGUGGUCCUGCCCGCCCCCUACUACGGCCGGCGGGUCACUGUGCAUCGCAACGGCACCCUGGACGUCCGGGACCUGCGGGAGAGCGACUCGGUGCGGCUGGUGUGCAUCGGGCGCAACGAGGGCGGGGAGGCCCGCCUGGUGGUCCAGCUGACCGUCCUGGACCCCCAGGGCGGGCCCGUCUUCCGCGACCCCGUGGACGAGGAGAUCACGGCCGCGGCGGGCCACACCAUCAACCUCAACUGCUCCGCCGAGGGCCGCCCGGAGCCCACGGUCCUCUGGGUCCUCCCCGACGGGAGCGAGGUGCCCGGGGGCCGCCGCCUGGGCCGCUUCUUCCACAAGGAGGACGGGGUGCUGCACAUCAGCGCCCUGGCGCCGGCCGACGCGGGGCCCUACCGCUGCCUGGCCCGCAACCCGGCCGGCUCCGCCCAGCGCCGGGUCACGCUCGGGGUGGGCCCCGGCCCCGCCCGCCCCGUCAGCGUCCCCGGCGGGGAGACCCUGCUCCUCCACUGCGGCCCCCCGGGGGGCCGGCCCGUGGGGGUCUCCUGGACGCUGCCCGGCGGCCGGCUGCUGGACCGGCCCCAGACGGCGGGCCGCUUCACCCUCUUCGGCAACGGCUCCCUCAGCGUGCGCGAGGCCUCGGGGGAGGACCGCGGCACCUAUCUGUGCCGGGCCGCCGCCGUGGACCGCGGCCCGGCGCUGACCAGCGUCCCCGUGGCCGUGACGCCCUCCCCGGCCCCCCGGGUGGUCCGCUCGCGGGCGGGGAGCAGCGUGCGGCUGGACUGCGCGGCCGCGGGGGGCCCCGGGGCCGAGGUCGCCUGGCGGCUCCCCGACGGCUCGCCCCUGAGCGCGGGGCCCCGGGCCCGCCUCUACGGGAACAAGCUCCUCCACCCUCAGGGCGCGCUGCUCAUCCAGCGGGUCACCCCCGGGGACGCGGGCUUCUACGGCUGCACCGCCAGAAACCAGCUGGGGAGCCGCUCCCAAACCACCUACCUUCACGUCCUCUGAGGCCCCCGCGACCGAACGGACCGGUCCCUGGGGACCGCCGGGGCCGGAGGGACGGCCGAGGCGCGCGGGAGAGGAAGGCACGAGGAGAGCCGGCCUCGCCGGGAGGUGGCCGAGGCGCUUGGGAGGAGAGGCCGCAAAGGAUGACGGCGGGUGGGAACGGGUUCCCGACGACCCCCGGAAAAAGAAAUCCAGACACGUGGGGGAGUCAUCCCACCGCUCCCGGGAUUCCCCUUCCUGUUUACGGGACGCAG